Pararge aegeria (speckled wood butterfly) is the source of this 11503-nucleotide messenger RNA. It is a transcript of the gene Ppn, whose product is annotated as papilin. Gene Ontology annotation, molecular function: serine-type endopeptidase inhibitor activity. The record is from RefSeq and is a predicted model, not a curated record. Gene Ontology annotation, cellular component: extracellular region. The transcript has 50 exons. Lineage: Eukaryota; Metazoa; Arthropoda; Insecta; Lepidoptera; Nymphalidae. The coding region runs from base 212 to 9145 and encodes 2977 amino acids. Gene Ontology annotation, biological process: extracellular matrix organization.
GCUACCGCGUCUGCGCGGACCGUCCGCUCACUGACCGAACGGCAUCCCUCCGAGCUAACGCGGGAAAUUUAAACUGAUCCAAUAAUAAAUUAAUAUUCCCGAAUUUAAUUCGGUUUUGUCUUUUUGUAUGGACUAAGACUGUGACGUAUAUACUGUGCCUGUUUUGUUUGUGCGUUGCGGAUUUUAAUCGGUUUUCGGGCAUGCAGUAGAGAUGGGGAUGUCUAAUUUAAGAUCGCUGCUUAUAGCAGCCAUCGUACUAAGUAAUUGCAUCCCAUGGAUAGCAUCCAGACACCACUUUAAAUAUAAUGUAAAUGGUCACCGCAGCAGACAUAGGCGGCAAGGUGCCGGACUCUAUCUACCAGCAUCCUACGUCAUACCCGGCGGAGAGGGUGAAGGGCCGUGGUCAAUGUGGGGGGAAGUGUCUGCCUGCUCCCGGACGUGCGGCGGAGGUGUCGCCAAGCAAAAGAGAAUAUGCCUAGGCAGUACGCUCAGUUCAGAUGGCCAGCCCCAGUGCAAGGGAGGUGACACCAAGUACUUCUCCUGCCAAACGCAAGAUUGCCCAGAUGGUGCCCUGGACUUCAGGUCUGAGCAGUGCUCCGCUUAUGACGACAAAUCAUUCAAAGGCAAUAGAUAUAGAUGGGUGCCAUACACAAAAUCUCCGAAUCCAUGUGAACUCAACUGCAUGCCUCACGGUGAGAGGUUCUACUACCGACAGCAGCCUAAAGUUGUGGACGGUACGAGAUGCAACGAUGAAUCUUUCGACGUCUGUGUGGAUGGCGUUUGUCAGCCCGUUGGUUGUGAUAUGAUGCUGGGCUCCAACGCACGCGAGGACAAAUGCAGACAAUGCCGGGGAAACGGCACUAACUGUCACACCAAUAUCGGCAUCAUUACCUCAACAGAGUUUAGAUUAGGGUAUAACGAUGUACUUUUAAUACCGCAAGGAGCCACAAAUAUAAUAAUUGCAGAAGUGAGGGCAUCAAGUAAUUAUUUAGCCCUGAGAGCGAAAACAGAUAACAUAUAUUACCUGAACGGCGAAUACCACAUCGAUUUUCCGCGAAGUUUAAUGAUAGCGGGCUCGCUCUGGCACUAUGAACGCAGCCAGCAAGGCCUCGCCGCUCCUGACAAACUAAGAUGUCUAGGGCCCACCACUGAGCCUCUGUACCUCUCUAUUCUACUUCAAGAGGAUAACGUAGGCAUCGAAUACGAGUACAGCGUGCCCUCGGCUCUGGCACCUCCCCCCAAUCAGAAUUACAACUGGGUGCACGAUGAGUUCUCAGAGUGCAACGCCACCUGUGGUGGAGGUUACCAACAACGCCAAGUCACAUGCCGGUCACGUGAUGAUUUGAAUAGGGUCGACGAUAACCUAUGCGAUAUCAACUUCAAGCCUGCCACCAAUCAGAGCUGCAACAUUGAUGCUUGUCCCCCAACGUGGGUAGAAGGACCCUGGGGAAACUGCUCCAAGCCCUGCGGACAAGGAGGCACAAGGUCCAGAGAGGUCUACUGUGAAAAAAUCAUCACUAAUGGUGUAACAUUCCGAUUUCAAUCGAAAGUAGCGGACAAGGAAUGUUUCGAUCUUCUAGGCCAAAAGCCCGAGGCCUUUCAGGAGUGUAACCAGAACGCAACCUGCCCUACAUGGUUCAUAGGACAGUGGACACAUUGCGAUAAAUUACGCGGUGUAGGCAAGCAAACUCGUCAAGUGAUUUGCCAUCAAAGGAUAAACGGUCGCGUCGAAGUGUUCGAGGACAAGGAGUGUGUUGAGGAGAAGCCUCCGACGGAGAAUCAGUGUUUAAUUCACCCUACAGAUGGCGUCGACUGGGUCCUGGGAGAGUGGUCAGGUUGUGAUACCUGCCUAUCGACUGUCCGAUCGCGAACAGCGCAAUGCACGACGAAGAGCCACGAAGUUAUAGAUUCCAAUUUUUGUUCGUAUCAUCCGACGCCAUUGCUGGAAGAGCCUUGUGACCCAGCUAAGUUACCGCCCUGCCAAGCACUGUGGUACGCCUCACAAUGGAGCAACUGCUCAGUACAGUGCGGUAAAGGUGUUCAAACUCGCGAUGUAUUCUGUGGAAAUUUUGAUGGAACCUUUGUUACUAAAGUUGAAGAUGAGAAAUGUGACAAAGAAACUAAAUUUAAAACCGAAAAGGAAUGCGAGGUUCCCAUUGAGAAAUGCCCAGCUAAAUGGUUUGCUGGACCUUGGUCUGAAUGCUCGGCACCUUGCGGUGGAGGCGAACAGCGUCGUGAGGUCAUGUGUCUAAACGGUGACAAGGAAUCACCCGACUGUCCUGAAGAUUUAUUAUUGGACUCAUCACGGUCAUGUAACGAAGGACCAUGUAAUAUAGAUCAAACAGUGCCCAUAAACCCGAAGACUACGCCUGUCAUUGAAGAUUACGAUUACAAAGAUUGUGAAGAGGAAGAUGAAUUUCCUGAUGAGAACGCUGAGGAACUUACCAGCGAAGAAAGAGCAGUAACGCUGUUUCCGGAUGAUACUCUGCAAGAUCUAAAAACCGAACCGGAAUAUUCAGGAGACGAUUUUACAACAGAAAGUGAAACAGAAGAUACAACGGGUACAACAGAUAUUAGCGGGUCUGAUUCAACACUAACGGAAACUACCGAAUUGGUGUCAGAUUCAACAGAAAGUAGUACAGAACUUAGUACAGAGGAGACUAGUGAGGCUAGUACUUCUAGCACAAUAACUGAAGAAGAUAUAACUGAGUCUACAAUCGCAGACCUAACUACACUGACAUUCCCUAGUGGAACCGCUGACGUUAGUACAACUGCAGACUAUGAUACAACAGAAGACAUUAGUACAACCACAGACUCAAGUACAACUGCAGACUAUAGUACAACUGAAGGCCUGAGUACAACCGCUGACCUCAGUACAACCACUGACCUAAGUACAACCGCUGAGCUUAGUGCAACCAACGACCUAAGUACAAAUGUAGAUCAAAGUUCAACCACCGAACUUAGUUCGGCAGCAGACCUUAGUACUUCCGCAGAUCUUAGCACAAGCGCAGACUUAAGUACUACUGCAGAAAGUAGUACAACCGAAGGCUUAAGUACAACCGAUGACCUGAGUACAACCUCAGAACUUAGUACUACUACUGACCUUAGUUCAACCGCUGACCUUAGUACAACCGUAGACCUAAGUUCAACCACCGAACUUAGUUCGGCCGCAGACUUUAGUACAACCACAGACAUUAGUACAACCACAGACAUAAGUACAACUGCAGACCUUAGGACAACCGAAAACCUAAAUGCAACCACAGACCUCAGUUCAACCACAGACUUAAGUACGACUGCAGACUAUAGUACAACCGAAGGCCUUAGUACAACCGUAGAACUAAGUACAACCGAAUAUCUUACUACAACUGCUGAACUCAGUACAACCGCAGACCUUAGUUCAAUCACAGACUUUACAUCAACCACAGAUCUCAGUACACUCUCAGACCUUAGCACUACCACAGACAUUAGUACAACCGGAGAACUUAGUACAACCGCUGAAAUUAGUUCAACCAUAGACCUUAGUACAACUGCUGAAAUUAGUUCAACCGCAGAAUUUAGUACAACUACAGAGCUUAGUGCGACUGAUGACCAAAGUACAACUGCAGACCUAAGUUCAACGACAGACCUUAGUACAACAUCAGACUUAAGUACAACCUCAGACUCUAGUACACCUACAGACUUAAGCACGACCACUGGCCUUAGUUCAACUCCCAUUGAAUACACUACCGCUUCUUGGAUAUGGACCAGUUCAACAGCGCGAAAACGGCAAUGUAAACCAAGAAAACCGAGCUGUAAUAAGAGCAAAUUCGGUUGCUGUCCGGACAAGAGAACGCCAGCACCUGGACCGUUCGAUGAAGGUUGCAAGGAACCAGACACCUGCAAAGAUUCUGAAUUUAGAUGUUGUCCCGACGGCGUGUCACCAGCCAGUGGCCCUCAUUAUAAGGGAUGCGAGAUAGCUCCGUGUAACCAAACUCUUUAUGGAUGCUGUAAGUCAGACAACGUCACGGCAGCUGAAGGUAACGAUCAAGAGGGUUGCCCGCCUGCCUGCAAAUCAUCUAAGUAUGGUUGCUGCAACGAUGAAAUUACCGAAGCUAUUGGUCCUGAACAUGAAGGUUGUCCAGAAACAGAAAUAACAAGCACCGAACCUACAAGAACCGAAGCAGCCACACUUCCAACAACAGAACUUGGAAACUGUGACACGACAGAGUUUGGAUGUUGCUACGACAAUGAAACUGAUGCCUCUGGGCCCAACGGGGAGGGUUGUCCGUGCAGUAUUAGUGAAUUUGGUUGCUGUCCCGAUGGUAUCACAACAGCGAUGGGUGCCAACUUGGAAGGUUGCAUAAUGUCUUGCAAUACAUCUGCGUACGGUUGUUGCCCUGAUGGUGAGACACCAGCUCAUGGACCAGAGUACGAAGGUUGCUGUCUCCAAAAUGAAUUUGGCUGCUGUCCAGAUAACUACAACCCAGCUAAGGGUCCUCAUCUUGAAGGUUGCAGUUGUCAAUAUGCUCACUUCGGCUGCUGUCCAGACAAUGCAUCAAUAGCCCAUGGACCGAACAAUGAGGGUUGCGGUUGUCAGUACACACAGUUUGGUUGCUGUCCAGAUAGGCGCACAGAAGCACAAGGCCCAGAAUUUGAAGGAUGCGGUUGUCAUACAUAUCAAUUCGGCUGCUGCCCUGAUGGCAUCACUAUCGUUACCGGACCCAACCUCCAAGGAUGUCUGUGCAUGCAUUCCAAGUAUGGCUGCUGUGGAGAUGAUGUUACAGCCGCUAAAGGACCCAAUAAAGAAGGAUGCGAUUGCUCCAACAGCAAGUUUGGCUGUUGUCCUGAUGGAAUAACUGAAGCUAAAGGCAAAAAGUUCCUCAAUUGUUCUGACAUACCUGAGAAAAAACAAGUGGCCUGCGGAUUGCCCCAAGACAAAGGCCCAUGUGCGAACUUCACCGUGAACUGGUUCUAUGACGUAUCAUACGGAGCUUGCGUACGAUUCUGGUACGGUGGCUGUGAAGGCAACGGCAACAGAUUUCUUAGCCAGGAUGAAUGUGAAGAUGUCUGUGUACGACCCCCACCAAAAGAGUCUUGUGACCUACCAAAGGUAAAAGGAAUUUGCGAGGGAUACAAUGUCCGAUGGUACUACGAUGGGUCUCGGGAGGAAUGUUCUCAGUUUGUUUACGGCGGGUGUUUGGGAAAUAACAAUAACUUCGAUUCAAGGGACCUCUGUCUGGAACGUUGCGAGCCAGAAAAAACCGAAGAUCAAUGCAAUCUGCCGAUCGAGCAAGGCUCUUGUUCUGGGAACUUCGCCCGGUGGGGCUACAGCAUGGAACGCCGGCGCUGUGAACAGUUCAUCUGGGGCGGCUGCGAGGGCAACACCAACCGCUUCAGUUCCGAAGCGGCUUGCAUGCUUCGAUGCAACCCACCCGGCGCCCCGUUACAGGCGUGUUCACUACCACAAGAUAAAGGAAACUGCACCGAGAAGCAACCUGCCUGGUCCUUCAGUCCCACGGAGAAUCGCUGCAUGCCUUUCUAUUUCACUGGCUGUGGUGGAAACGAGAAUCGCUUUGACAGUGAACAGGCUUGUGCCAGGGCCUGCCCGAGUUCAUACGUCCAAGAAAUAUGCACGCUUUCGGCUCAAACUGGUGAAUGUGCAGAGUAUACUCGAAAAUGGUACUACGAUACGACACACAAGAGAUGCCGUGAGUUCUACUACGGUGGCUGCGGUGGUAACGAGAACAACUUCGUGUCAGAACUCGAAUGUGAAAACCGAUGCAUGGAGCAAACCACCACGACAGUGGUACCUCUGACCACGGUAACAAUGCAGCGCACCCCACCAGUGACAAAGGCUCGACCUGAUGCCGAUUUCUGCUUGGAAAAACUUGACUUUGGGAGUGCGUGCGAACAAAUUGAGCAGCGUUGGGGGUACGAUUCUACGAGAGGCGCGUGCACACAGUUCCAGUAUGGAGGCUGUGGUGGUAACCGCAAUAACUUCCCCACGCUGGAGUAUUGCCAGUACUACUGCGCACCCGCAACGGAUAUUUGCCAAUUACCGAUGUAUUCGGGCCCGUGCGACGCGUCUCUAAUGCGUUGGUUCUAUGACUCGGCCACAGACUCCUGCAGUCAAUUCACGUACGGUGGAUGCGAAGGAAACGAAAAUCGAUUUGAUUCGCUGGAAGACUGUGAACGACAAUGCAGAUCUAGAUCACCUACGACAUCAACGACGACUUCUACCCCCACGUUGGCACCGGAGUACAUACCAGUCGAGUGCCAAGUGUCGCCCACGCUGGAGCAGUGCAGCGAGGUCGGCGUUGUGUGGUACCUGGACGAGCAGCAACGCGCGUGCGUGGCACACAUCAACGGGUACUCCGGCUUCGUCUGCAGGAACACCGGUGCCUAUCCGUCCCAGGAGGCCUGCGAGCGCUCCUGCGGCGUAUUCCGAGAUUUAGAUGUAUGCCUGUACCAAGUAGAUCCAGGCCCAUGCGGAGAAUCGGUCCCUAAAGUAUAUUUUGACCACAACACGGGUCGUUGCGAGCAAUUCGCUUACGGAGGAUGCCACGGUGGGCCCAACCGCUUCUCAUCCGUCCAAGAGUGCGAGCAAGUCUGCAGACCAGCCGUAAUUGAUACCUGCCAUCAGACCCCGGAGCGGGGCGACUGCCAAGAAUAUUCGUACAUGUGGCAUUACGAUGGGGAGCGUGACGAGUGCAGGCAGUUCAUCUACGGCGGCUGCAACGGCAAUGAUAACAGGUUUGGAACGCGCGAAGAAUGCGAAAACCGAUGCAAGAAAGGCACGACGACUGUCGAAAUCAGUUUUACAGCAAAAACGACACCCAUGCCCGCCAGUACCCCAACCACGAAUCCGAUGACUACAAUUGCUCCAUUUGAUCCUAACGAAAUUCGCAAUCCACCGGAGUGUACGACCCCUGAAUCAAUUGCUCCCUGCGGCAGCAACAUCACGGUAUAUUAUUAUGACACAAGAAAACAGACUUGUUUGAUUGGCGAUAUUGGUGGAUGCCAACAUCCGAACAGCUACCACAGUGAAGAGGAGUGUGAAAGGAGGUGCGGAGCCUUCAAAGGAGUUGAUGUGUGCGCUGCUCCCCUCGACCCUGGCCCUUGUCUUGCCUCAAUCCCCAAAUUCUACUGGGAUGUAGUAUCUGGACAAUGCUCAGAAUUUGCAUUUGGAGGUUGUCUUGGCGGACCUAAUCGAUUCUCGAGCCAAGAGGAAUGCGAGGAAGUCUGCAGUUCAACUGGACCAGAGCCGGCGUGCCUGCAGCAGGUGUCCACGGGUGAGCCGGGAUGCGGUCUGCCUUCUCGACGCUGGUACUAUCACAACGUCUACGGAGAGUGCCUCGCCUUCGUCUACUCCGGCUGCGGAGGCAACGACAACAACUUCCCUUCCUACGAAAAGUGCGCUGGCGCUUGCAGGAUAUCGGGCCCCAUCGUGGAAAAAGAUAACGACCCAGGCUGUGAUAGCUACGUGGCGGAGUGCGCGACGCUGAGUUGCGAGUACGGGAUGCAGCGCAUGCGCACGUCAGGUGGUUGCGAGCGGUGCGUGUGCGUGCCCGUCGAGGUGAACUGCGCGCCGCUGCGCCAGGAAUGCGAGACUCUUGAGUGCAUCUUCGGCAUCGAGAGAACCACCGGCUCCGAUGGAUGCGAGAGAUGCCGUUGCAUUGAGGACCCGUGUAUCAACACUAGAUGUGCGGGUGACGAACGUUGCGUAAUCACCCCCUACAAGGACCCUAUUUCGUACGGCGACAUCCGGUACACGACAGUAUGCAGAAUGGUCAACAAGACCGGUACGUGUCCACCGAGAGCUGUGCACUCUACAACGGAGGGUCAAUGCCGAAAUGAGUGUAGGGACGAUGCUGACUGCGUCGGCGUUGGCAAGUGCUGCGAGCGCGGUUGCAGUAGCCUCUGCCUCGAGCCUGUCUCCCUGGUACUCUCCAGCCCUGCACCCCCAGAUACCACAUUUUCUCCUGAUUUGCCAUAUGCGCCGCGACCUAGUGAACAAAGAGAGCCUGAAGUGCGAGCCCAAGAAGGUGGAAAAGCAGUACUGCGUUGCUUCUUGCACGGCAACCCACCGCCGAGGAUCACAUGGCGAUACGGCGAGAUCACAAUCGAGGGAGACUUAGGCCGGUACAGGAUGUUAUCAGAUGGAGCGCUUGAGAUUGUGUCUCUUUACCGCAACGACACUGGCGUUUACAUCUGCGUGGCGGACAAUGGUAUCGGCAUCGCCACGCAGGAAAUACGACUCGAAGUGCUUGAUCCUGAGGAAGGACCGGCUGGUAUCUCCGGGACCCCUAACGCAGUGAUUAUGGGCGAGAUGGGCCGCCCGCUUAGCAUCCGCUGCCUCGCGUACGGCUACCCGCAACCCACCAUUUAUUGGUACCGCGGCCAAUACGGCCCCAUGGUACCUUAUAGCAGCUCCUUGUACGAAGGCAGAGGAAACGUACUUCUAAUACGACAGCUAUUGCCCGAAACUCUCGGAGAGUAUAUGUGCCAAGCUUACAACGGGCAUGGCCAGCCGGCGGACUGGUCGUUCGAAGUACGAGCGCAAAGUUUAGAAGAAUCCGACGAAUUCCCCAACGUUGUGUCCCGACAGACUGAGCGAUCUGUGAAUGCUUAUGAGUAUGUGCGACAAACUGAACCGACCACCUCUACGACGGAACGAACAACGGAAAUUGAUAUACCCUAUACCGUACCGGUAAGGACGCGCAUCGCGACAGACCGCACUCGGCUCACGGCCGGAUCAGAGAUCAACCUGCCCUGCGACGUAGACGGCUUCCCCGUGCCGCAAGUUCACUGGACAAAGGAUGGUCUUCAGAUCCAACGGCCGCCGGAUAGCGACAGGAUUUAUGUCACAGAGGCGCGGUUGACAAUUUCGCGCGCAAACAUCAACGACAGCGGAGUUUACGGGUGCCACGCCAGCAACGGGUACACUUCGGACUACUCUACAGUGCAGAUCAGCGUGGAAGGGCUAUACAUACCACCGAAUUGCAAGGAUAGUCCGUACUUCGCAGAUUGCAGCUUGAUAGUGAAGAGCAAAUUCUGCCAUCACAAGUAUUAUUCCAAAUUCUGCUGCAUGUCCUGUGUGGAGGCCGGGCAACUCGACCCCAACGAACUGGAGAUGCAAGCUGACACAACGUGGCGAAAAAAGUAGAUACCAUCUCAAAUCAACGACCAUCGAUUUCGACUACGCGGAUACUAUGAAAACACAAGUAGUACCUAAUUUAUAAAUAUACCUGCUUCUGUAUUGUAUUAUUUUCCACAGUGAAGUUGCGUAGGGGGAGUUGAGAAGGCAUGUCCCUAUAAAUACCGUAAGUUCAAAAGUGAAAAGCUCCUAUUUCAAAUAACUACGCGGCAAAAAUUAAAUACGCGUCGACACUUCUCUCCAUCUUAGUAAUUCUUAAAACAUUAAGAACAAAUUAAGCACUUAUGGUUUGCACUUUUCCAGUUUUUUUUUUUUAGAAGAAUAAUGAAAGUAAGAAACGAGAAUUUUGUUUUUAUUUUAGUGAGAUAACGAGAUUUGAAAAUCAUGAGCAAACAAUUUUAGCUCAGCACCGGGCGACUCUCUCACUCUCCGUAUCACGCUACACCACUGAUUUGCUAACAGUUACCAACCGGUCAUCUUCAUACAAAAUACAUGAUCUAACAGCACCGAAGGCGAACCAAAUUUUGUGUGGAAAUGACAGGCAACCACAAGCCACCUGUUGGUAAUUGUCAGAAAAUACGGGAAACUAACACAAUACGGGAUCUAGGUGAAUAGUAAGUACUUGCAAUAGCGAUAAUCUUCUGCAAGUGUACCUUUAGAUAUACACUUUUAUAAGGUAGGUAUCUUUAGUGAUUGUGAGGCAAUUUGACCACAGAUCACAAAAUAAUACUCAAUUCAAUCUCAUUGAUCAGUUUAUACUGUAAAAAUUAAUGACGUUUUAAAUAAAAGGAGGUCGAUAUACACUGACGACAAAUUAAACGUUAUAGAUACCUACUAAUACAUAUAAAAUAGAACAUUUCAUUUUACUGAGUGCUAGUAAUUUAGCCAAGUUUUAUCUCGUAGGUACCUAUGUAUAUCUUUUUUUUACUUAAAACACCAUUGCUCUUAAUGAUUAAAUAAUAUAAGGUAUGGUUUUAUGUUUUAUAUUAGGAAAAUUUAAACCUUUUGGUGCCAUACAUUUUUCAGGAUUGCAAUAGUAAAGUUUUUUGUUAAUUUUAUAUGAGUUGUCUUUCACGAGGAAGAACUGCGAGUGUGAGUAGGUACUAGUAGGCUAAUAACGUGGGUACUGUAAUGGUGCCUACUGUACUCGUAGAUAGGUUAAUGUAAGUGUAUAUAAAAUAUUGUCACAAAUAGUUCCAUCUGUGAUGGAGAUUAAUAAUGGUUUAACGCUGCGUAUUGUGUUCUCCCACAAACUGUGCUUCGUACAUCUGUUCCCUAGUAAAUAACUUUGCGAGGGUUUUCAAAACGAUGCAGGUUUAGGACAGCUCUGAUUCUAUUUAAAUUUCUUGACAAUUCAGUAUCAGUUAUCAAAAUUUACUCCAACUUUUUAGUGAUUGAGGCGUCCUCUGGCACUCUCAACCUCACAGGUCCCAAACACGUCUUUAUGAACCAAACGAUCAAUGAUUCUUUAUCCCAAAUAGAAUGACACUGAUACAACCUCUGCAUCGCGAAUUUCUAACAUGACGUUACGGAAGUUUCCAUCCAAUGCCUACGUGUAGAGUUCCGAGCCUCACCUAUAGAUGUUCUCUCUAAUUUCUUCGAGCCCUAGGGCUCAAUUUCUUUUAAAAUUUCUGCGGUCAUCCCACCUUGCAACGAAAACUCUGGUUAACCACACAUCUCCAAUAAAAAAAUAGUUUCUUGGUGGUGGUGAGGUGUCAGAAAUUUGAUGGCCAAUAAAUUAAAAUUGAAUUGAAUUUAUGCAGUUUUGCAUAUACGCAUAGCUAAGUUUUUGGGUGAACACAGUGGAUAAGCUUCUUUAGAUAGAUUUUUAUUAAAGAGUUUUCUAGUUCACAUAAAUAGAGGAUUUUCAUAAUGAGAAAAAUACUCUUAUAUCUAAAGCGAUAUUAUUUCAUAUAUCUUUCGAUUUUGUAUUUUCAAUAAAAUGUUCCUGACAAUAAAUUAUAAUAAUUUUGGUAAAUGUUGGAAUUUUGGGCACGUAUUUAUUGUUAAUAAAAUGGGCAUAGCCAUUGUUCAUGAUAAAAUAAAUACCAAACUUUAAAUAAUGCUGCACCAUAUGGGAUGUGUAACUGUAACACUUAAUUAUUGUACUGGCUCACCCAUAACAAGAUGUUGAGAAAUUAUAAUAUAAAAUUAAAUUCAAUACUUAGAUGUUCAGGAGUCCUCAAAAAAUAUUUAAGUUUUAGAUAUAGGCCUUCAAAAAAAAGUUCUAAAAUCAGUGUGUAAUUUGAACAUAAUAAGUGUAAAGAGUAAUAAUAAUAUUGUGAGUCAUAAUAAUUAGUUACAUGAGGAGUUGAAAAGGACCAUGUAAAUAUACCUAAAAUAAAAUUAAGUGAAGAUAAAUGUGUA